This is a messenger RNA of Dentiscutata heterogama, 465 nucleotides long. Lineage: Eukaryota; Fungi; Glomeromycota; Glomeromycetes; Diversisporales; Gigasporaceae. The record is from the annotation of a GenBank genome assembly.
GAAAAACAUAUUAUGAUAAGUUGUGUAGAUUUGUUGAAUAUAAAUUUUAUAGAUCUUUUGGGAAUGAUAUGGCUUUCACAAGAUUUAGUUAUGUACUUGAUGAAGAAGUCAAAUGAAACUUAUUUGACUACUAAGAAUGAACAGGCCGUCAGUAAUAUUGAGAUUAAUCAACACGAACAAAGUAUCUAUUAUUUACAUAAUUUCGCAUCGCUUGUGCAAUCAGAAUUCUACGGUCCAAGGAAUGAUGACCUAGAUAUAGAGUCAACAGCAAUGUCACGGAGUUCUAUAGGAGAAUUAUAUGACACAGUAGAUAUUUUAAGAGAUGAAAUAGCAUUUCAUAGUCCUAAUUUAUAUAAUAUUUUUGAAUUCAAAAAUGGACAAUGUGUACAAUGUAAUAAAUUUAAUAAUUCUCGAGUUUGGUGUUCAAAGUGUGAUCCAAUAAUACCUUCUGCUUCGUGUGUAUUG